CACACCACAAACCUUUGACACCUGAAGGCUCUUCCAGAGGACCACACAGGCCAUGGGGAAAUCGAAGAAGAACGAGGAGGCUGUCUUUCUGAGGAAGAAGAUCACCCUCUUGAGAGCUUUCUCGCUCCUCAUAGGGAGCAUGGUAGGCAGCGGAAUAUUCAUCUCUCCCCAAGGGGUGCUGAAGAACUCCGGCAACGUGGGCCUCUCCUUAGUCGUCUGGUUUGCCUGUGGGAUCCUCUCUAUGUUUGGUGCUCUGUGUUAUGCUGAACUUGGCACCCGGAUCACAAAGUCUGGAGCCCAUUACAUCUAUAUCUUGGAGACCCUGGGCCCUCUGCCAGGGUUCUUGUUCCUGUGGGCAGAAUACUUUGCUAUAAGGCCAGCCAACAGUGCAGUUGUUGCUCUGGCAUUUGGACGCUACAUCCUGGACCCCUUUUUCGCACCCUGUGGCGCUCCACUUCUGGCUGUGAAACUUGUUGCUCUUCUUGGCUACUACAUUGUCCUAAUCCUGAACUCUUGGAGUGUCAGCUGGAGUGCCAGGCUUCUGACCUUCUUGUCCAUCGUCAAGUUGGUAGCUCUCACUCUCAUCAUCGUCCCAGGAAUGAUACUUUUAGCUCAAGGCCAUACAGAAAAUUUCCAGGAUGCUUUCAAUGCUCAGACCCUUGCUUUGGACAAGCUUCCUUUGGCUUUUUAUGCAGGGAUGUUUGCCUAUUCAGGAUGGUUUCAAACUAGUUUUGUGCGAGAAGAACUAGUGAAGCCAGAGCGAAAUAUCCCUCUGGCAGUGAUUGUGUCUGUGAUCACUGUGAUUGUGGGUUAUAUGCUUACUAAUGUUUCCUAUUACACGGUACUGACAGCAGCAGAUGUUCUGGCCUCCCAGGCAGUAGCUGUGAGCUUUGCACACAAAGCUUGCCGGAGUGUUAUCUCAAUGGUGCCUAUCUUGGUUUCCUUGUCUUGCUUUGGGACCAUGAACGGAGGAAUCUUUACAUUUUCAAGGACCUUGUUUGUGGCUUCACGAGAAGGGCAAUGGCCUCCCCUCUUCUCCAUGAUCCAUAUUCAAAGACAUACACCCCUACCAGCAGUCAUGUUGAUGUUCCCUUUGGUCACAGCCAUGAUCUGUGUGGGAGAUAUCUACCACCUGCUGAACUUCUUCAGCUUCUCCCGGUGGCUCUUCAUAGGAUUAGCCACCCUUGGGCUGAUAGUUCACCGCUGCCGUCAUCCUGAGAUAACAAGCCCAUUCAAGGUUCCUCUCUUCGUUCCUGUUUCCUUUACAAUCAUUUGCCUUUUCACUGUGGCGAUGUCUUUCUACUCGGACCCAAUCAAUAUCAGCAUUGGCUGUGCCAUGGUUUUAAGUGGGUUUCCCAUUUACUAUUUGUUCAUCAACAGGUCAAUGCCAAAGUGUUGCAGCACCACAUUCUAUUCUCUUACACUGAAGCUUCAGAUCCUCUUGAAGGUGGUGCAACAAGAAAUCAGGACUUACUGAGAAGCAUAACAAGAGCUGGAGGGGUGAACCAGAAGCCUGAACUUCAAAGCUCUCAUUUUGUGGUGACUUCUCCUAGCUUAUAUUUAACGCCACCCUCACAACUCGGAGCGUGCCUGCAUUGGAGCAUCUUCUGCUUCCAGUUUGGUGUUUUCAUACCAGAUGGAGAGUUCCUGAAAAAUCAAAUGCACAGGAAACCCUGUGCAGAUGAGUCACACCUUUGACUGUGCAAGCAACAGCCCAUGUGCAUCCUGAUAUUGUCCUCAUCUGCCAUGCAGAUGGGCACGAGAGCAUCCGGUCCUUGAAGAAAGACUCCUAGAGAUGUGUCUGUCUGAAUGCAUACGGAAUCCCUAAAUGCUGGCUGUGUAGAGGCAAUAGCUAUUUGUAGAUAUUGAAGUGGUACUGCAGAGCUGUUAAGGUACACAGGCUCAUUUUUUAAAAAGUUUGAUUUGAGCAGUGUACCUUGGCCAAUGAUACUUUUUGAUGUACUCCAAGAUGGACUCUAAAAAACUGAAAUAAGCCUUGCCGAAAAAGACGUGUGUGUGAUUAUAAUGGGCAUCUUUAGAAUGGUAAAGAAGCCCUCCCCAAAUCUGAAACUUCUGAUUUUUGGGUAUAUAUACACAU
Messenger RNA from Podarcis raffonei (Aeolian wall lizard), 2098 nucleotides. Its product is annotated as cystine/glutamate transporter-like. Gene Ontology annotation, cellular component: membrane. Gene Ontology annotation, molecular function: L-amino acid transmembrane transporter activity. Gene Ontology annotation, biological process: amino acid transmembrane transport. The transcript has 12 exons. The coding region runs from base 53 to 1477 and encodes 474 amino acids. The record is from RefSeq and is a predicted model, not a curated record. NCBI's taxonomy places the organism in Eukaryota, Metazoa, Chordata, Lepidosauria, Squamata, Lacertidae.